AUGGCUACAGCAGUUACAACUACAGCAGCUGCUAUUCUUCCCUCAAUCCAAGUCAAAGUCAAUUACAGUGACUGUAAAGAGAUUAUUCGUGAUUUUAUUCAAAAUUUUAAAGAUACAACUAUUGAUAUUGACGAAUUGGAAACCAAUGACGAAGAUGAAACCCCCCACCAUCAAGGUAAAUACAUGAACAUUUUACAAAAAGUGGCUAAUCGAGAAACAACCACCAUCUAUAUCGAAUUUGAUGACUUGAAGAAAUUUUUACAAAAUUUUGAUGCUGAAUCUACUUCCAUUUAUCAAGAACUGAGACAUUUAUUCAAUACUAUAAUGAUUAACACUCAUCGAUUUUUGGAAAUUUUUAGUGAUGUGAUUGACCAAUUGAUGCCAGAACCAACAAGAGAUGUCUCCUAUCAAGACGAUGUAUUGGAUGUCAUUUUGAGUCAAAGACGAAUUAGAAAUCAACGAGUUGAACAAGAAGCUUUGGAUGAAUUAAAUCAGUUGAGAGAUGGUAUUUCACAACCUACUGAUCAGGAAAACAUUGCUAACCCGACUGAACCAAAUUUGUUCCCAGCAAGAUUGACGAGAAGAUAUUGUUUGUAUUUUAAGCCAUUGGCUUUGGACCAAGAUAAAUCAUUGUCAGUUAGACAAGUUAAAGGUAAACAUGUUGGUCAUUACAUCACAUUGAGAGGUAUUGUCACCAGGGUUAGUGAUGUGAAACCAAAUGUGUUGGUGGUUGCUUACACUUGUGAUAAAUGUGGGUAUGAAAUUUUUCAAGAAGUUAAUUCAAGAGUAUUUACACUAUUGUCAACUUGUAAUUCACCUAUCUGUUCAGCUGAUAAUGUCAAGGGACAUUUAUUCAUGUCAACCCGUGCCUCCAAAUUCUCCAGUUUUCAAGAAGUUAAAAUCCAAGAAAUGUCAAAUCAAGUACCAGUCGGACAUAUCCCUAGGACAAUGUCAAUUCAUGUUAAUGGUGAUUUGGUAAGAUCAAUGAAUCCUGGUGAUACCGUUGAUGUAUCAGGUAUAUUUAUGCCAUUGCCAUACACUGGUUUCAGAGCAUUGAAAGCUGGGUUGUUGACUGAAACUUAUCUUGAAGGACAAUAUGUUAGACAGCAUAAGAAACAAUAUGAGUUGAUGCAUUUAAAUGAUUCAACUGACGCAAGAUUGAUGCAAUUGAGAUAUGGAUCGGCAAACGUAUAUGACAGAUUAGCUAAAUCAAUUGCUCCCGAGAUUUAUGGUCACUUAGAUAUUAAAAAGAUCUUGUUGCUUCUACUUUGUGGUGGUGUCACUAAGGAAAUUGGUGAUGGGUUGAAGAUUAGAGGUGACAUCAAUGUAUGUCUUAUGGGAGACCCGGGUGUUGCCAAAUCACAAUUGUUGAAAGCAAUUAACAAAAUUGCACCUAGAUCAGUUUACACCACUGGUAGGGGUUCAUCGGGAGUUGGUUUGACUGCUGCUGUCUUAAGAGAUCCAGUUACAGACGAAAUGAUUUUGGAAGGUGGUGCUCUUGUCUUGGCCGACAAUGGUAUUUGUUGUAUUGAUGAGUUUGAUAAGAUGGAUGAAACUGAUCGUACGGCAAUUCAUGAAGUUAUGGAACAACAAACAAUUUCCAUUUCUAAAGCUGGUAUAACAACAACCUUGAAUGCUAGGACGUCAAUUUUGGCAGCAGCUAAUCCAUUGUAUGGAAGGUAUAAUACCAAACUAUCACCCCAUGAAAACAUUAAUUUACCGGCAGCACUUUUAUCAAGAUUUGAUAUCAUGUUCUUAAUCUUGGAUCAACCAAAUAGGGAAAAUGAUGAAAUGUUGGCUCGCCAUGUGACCUAUGUUCAUAUGCAUAAUAAACAACCAGAUUUAGUUGAAGAUGUUACAAUAGAUAAUACCAAUGUGGAGGAAGAAUUGACCCCAAUAGAUUCAAAGACAAUAAGAGAAUAUAUUUCAAAAGCCAAGACCUAUCGUCCUGUUGUUCCAAAGGAAGUGGGGGACUAUGUUGUUCAAUCGUAUAUCACUAUGAGAAAAGAAUCAUACCGUAAUGAAGGUUCCAUCAAAAAAUUCAGUCACAUAACACCAAGGACAUUGUUGGGUAUAUUACGUUUAUCACAAGCAUUGGCAAGGUUGAGAUUUGAAGAGACUGUCACCAUGGAAGAUGUCGAUGAAGCAUUGAGAUUGAUUGAAGUUAGUAAAAGCUCAUUAUAUGCUGAUGAUGAAGCAGCGAAUGGGUUAUCCAGGGAAGAUGAAUCAACAACUUCCAAGAUUUUCCAAAUUAUUCGAUCAAUGGCCAUUGAUGAUCGUGAUGGACUGUUGAAACGUAAUUUGUCGAUGCAAGAUAUCAAAGACAGAGUUAUUGGUAAAGGGUUCACUAUACAACAAUUGGAAGAUUGUAUGUUUGAAUACGAUGGUGUUGGAUUAUGGCAAAUUAUUGAUAAUGGAGAAACAUUGAUGUUCACCAAUGCCGCUGGUGAUGGGGAUGAUGAUGACGAUGACGAUAUGAGGGAUUAA
Molecule: messenger RNA, 2487 nt
Organism: Lodderomyces orthopsilosis Co 90-125
Lineage: Eukaryota; Fungi; Ascomycota; Pichiomycetes; Serinales; Debaryomycetaceae
Gene: CDC47
Product: DNA replication licensing factor MCM7
Exons: 1
Coding region: 1-2487 (828 amino acids)
Biological process (GO): DNA replication initiation; double-strand break repair via break-induced replication; DNA replication
Cellular component (GO): MCM complex; nucleus
Molecular function (GO): ATP hydrolysis activity; ATP binding; single-stranded DNA binding
Source: RefSeq, a predicted model, not a curated record